UCGAACCUAGCUCCCUGCCCUGAAUCCCUAUGGUUCACUGCCCCUCGCGAGCACCCACCCGCAGCUGGUCUCUUCUGCCCCAGCCCGGACACCUCCCGCCGGCGCCUGCUGUUCGCCUCACCGCCCAGGAGGAAACCCAACACGGUCAGACCGUUCGCGAGUGUGCGGCGACCCGAAGCCGGUCGUCGAGGAGCAGAACCGGAGGUCAAGCCUAGGCCCAGCGCCGCGCCAGCCACCCGCCUCCCCCGCACCGGCGCGAAUCCCGGCACCCGGGCAGGGAAGACGCGGUCGGGCCGCACAGCGGGAUCCGAGAGCGCGGGGGCCUGCGGGGGCCUGGCGCGCCGCGUCCGCCCGCUGCCAGCGGAGUUGGCAGUGCGCUCCUGGGGACCUUCCGGGGCCGGGCCGCACCUGGGCCUGCGCGGCGGGGCCGUGCUGUGUGGCGCGGCCUGGCCCGCAGCUGGGAGCUGUCAGCAGACAGGCGGCCGCGCUUGUGGGCGGCGGGCAGGCAGUGCGCUGGGCAGCCCGCGGCCGGCGGCCAUGGCGGCGGCUCUGAGGGUGCGGGGGGCGACGCGGCGCUUGCUGGCGGCGCUGCGCGGCAGUACCCCGGGCCUCGCGGCCAUGUCAGCAGAUGCCCACUGGUUGACAGCAGAGGAGAGGAAACAAGUUAUUCUUGACCUUAAAGCAGCAGGAUGGUCGGAAUUAACUGAGAGAGAUGCCAUCUACAAAGAGUUCUUCUUCAAAAAUUUUAAUCAGGCAUUUGGCUUUAUGUCCCGAGUUGCCCUACAAGCAGAGAAGAUGAAUCAUCACCCGGAAUGGUUCAAUGUGUACAACAAGGUCCAGAUAACCCUCACCUCGCAUGACAGCGGUGGGCUGACCAAAAGAGACGUGAAACUGGCCAAGUUUAUUGAAAAAGUAGCUGUUUCUGUGUGAUUUCUUCCAAAAUGCAUGUAAAAGCUGAUAUACAUCUUAGGUGCAAUGUCUUUUGAAGGCGAUUUACAUGAACAAAUUAAGUUGUAAAUUUAGUUUACCUUUAUACCACAUUUUGUAAAAUCACUGCCUAAAUACAAAAUGGUUUAAAUUUCA
This is a messenger RNA of Hipposideros armiger (great roundleaf bat), 1083 nucleotides long. It is a transcript of the gene PCBD2, whose product is annotated as pterin-4 alpha-carbinolamine dehydratase 2. The record is from RefSeq and is a predicted model, not a curated record. Gene Ontology annotation, biological process: tetrahydrobiopterin biosynthetic process. Bases 538 to 930 code for a protein of 130 amino acids. Gene Ontology annotation, molecular function: 4-alpha-hydroxytetrahydrobiopterin dehydratase activity. The transcript has 4 exons. NCBI's taxonomy places the organism in Eukaryota, Metazoa, Chordata, Mammalia, Chiroptera, Hipposideridae.